UCGUCUCAUGAAAUAGAUUAUUAGUUGAAGUUUCAAAGUGAUAAAACAAAGACAAAUAGAAAAGAUGAAAAUUAACAUUAUUUUUGGAUUGAUUUUUACAAUGUUUUUAAUAAAUAAUGUUCAUGGGAAAGUUAGUAUGGAAGGAUUGAGAAAAAUGGUAAAAUCCUUUAAAGCACCUUGCAUUGAGCAAUCAGGAGUUUCUCCAGAUUUAAUUGUCGAAGCACAUAUUGGUGGAAAUUUCGUAGAUGAUCCACAAUUCAAGUGUUAUUUAAUGUGUCUUUUCAAAAAAUUUAAAACAAUUAAAGAUGGAAAACUUUCAACAUCUACUAUGAAAUCACAAAUUCAAUCUUUAGUCGAAGAAAAUACUGCUAGUCGAAUAAUUCAAUUGUUGGAAGCUUGUGAUCAUUUAACCGUUCAUGAAGACCUUUGUGAAGCUUCAUUUGCAUAUUGCAAAUGCUAUUAUGAGAUUGACAGUAGUUUUUAUAUUUUCCCAUAAAGAUAAAUGAACAACGAUGAGAACACAUAUAUGGCGGGGAAAUGCUGCUUAUGAACGAGUUGGAGUGGUAGGGAUUUGAGAACCAAUGGCUCGUCGAGAUUCUUUAAUUAGAUUUUCCACUCCUAAUUUUAUUUUCUCCUGCUGUUUAUUAAUUACCAAUGAAUUUUUUAUAAUCCUAUUAUAUAUUAUAUUUAUAA
This is a messenger RNA of Leptopilina heterotoma, 693 nucleotides long. RefSeq names its product B2 protein-like. The transcript is spliced from 7 exons. Lineage: Eukaryota; Metazoa; Arthropoda; Insecta; Hymenoptera; Figitidae. Gene Ontology annotation, molecular function: odorant binding. Bases 65 to 496 code for a protein of 143 amino acids. The record is from RefSeq and is a predicted model, not a curated record.